This is a messenger RNA of Aspergillus terreus NIH2624, 492 nucleotides long. RefSeq lists its product as uncharacterized. Bases 1 to 492 code for a protein of 163 amino acids. Lineage: Eukaryota; Fungi; Ascomycota; Eurotiomycetes; Eurotiales; Aspergillaceae. The record is from RefSeq and is a predicted model, not a curated record. The transcript has 4 exons.
AUGAGCGCCAACGGUGCCUACCAGUUGAAUAUGAUGAAGUCGGGCCUAAGUAUGGAGGCUCUAAUCAACGACUACCAGAGCCAGAACCUGGAAGUCCUCCUAAUCCAGGAACCAUCCAUCACCACUUAUCGAACCCAUGUCAACUACAGCGCAUGGCACCUUUACCGACUAACUAUUAAGACAGACGCUGCCCGGUAUCGAAGCCUUAUCUACGUGAAUCGGAACCUCUCAACCUCCUCACACCGUCAAGUCCCAUGCGACUACCACGACAUCACCGCUAUCAAGAUCUGGACAGCUGAAUCCCAGACCCUUAUUUUCUCGGUUUACAUCCUACUGCUUGUAUCCGGAUUAGAAGAUAAGAUAGCUAGAAAUCUAGAAGAUAGCACUAAUAUCCGAACUCUUAUUAGCUCUGAAGAGUAUAAGUACGGGGAGAUAGUCGAGCUGCGUAAUACAGCCUCCGGAGAGAAGUUGGUGGUGUUUAAGGGCGUCUGA